Vespula pensylvanica (western yellowjacket) is the source of this 3000-nucleotide messenger RNA. Its product is annotated as WD repeat, SAM and U-box domain-containing protein 1-like. Gene Ontology annotation, molecular function: protein binding; ubiquitin-protein transferase activity. The transcript is spliced from 18 exons. NCBI's taxonomy places the organism in Eukaryota, Metazoa, Arthropoda, Insecta, Hymenoptera, Vespidae. Gene Ontology annotation, biological process: protein ubiquitination. The record is from RefSeq and is a predicted model, not a curated record. The coding region runs from base 275 to 2983 and encodes 902 amino acids.
UGCGUUUAACGUUAUAACUUCAUUGUGACAGGUGCCCUCUUCGGGGUAUCCUGUUUUUUUUGAGUGUUCAUCGUCCGGAUAAAUUUUUUGGUUGGUUCCAAUAAAUUCUAGAAUACUAUCAUCGUCUAGAAAGCAAUGUAAAAUCCGAUUUGUAACGAUGGACAUCAUAAAAGUUCAUUGAUCGAGCAACGAAUUAUUUCUCUCUUUCUCUCUCUCUAGUGUCUGCAACAUGUGCCUUUUCUAUCUGUAAGAAUCCCGUCUCGAAUUAAUAAAGAUGACUGCCAUGAUCGAGGACGUACAAGCUCUACAAACUCUAACGAUUCAUACCAGCGACGUAAAUAGCGUCGAUUUUGCUGGCGAUUGUAUCCUGGUAACUGGAUCGGGGGAUAAACGUGUAAGAGUUUGGGAAUGGCAGAAUGGUACGGGCUACGUCGAAGCUUUCUUUUCACCACUUUUAGGUCACAAAUAUGGGGUAACUUCGGUCAAAGUUAGCCCACAAUCGACCAUGCUAGCUUCUUCUAGUAUAGACGGUACUACGUUGCUAUGGAAUUUAAGGACGGGAACGAAGAUACACACGAUGGUACAAGUUAGCGGAGAAUCUAUAAGAACCUGCAGAUUUUCACAGGAUUCAACAUUGCUAGUUACAGCCGGAGAUAACGGACAGAUUUGUCUUUGGGAUUUGAUUCAUCGUACUUUGAUAAGAUCAUUUCAGAAACACGAAAGUGCCGUGCAAGGAGUAUGUUUUACACCUGACUCAAACUGGUUGCUCACAACGUGCACGUUUGGCGUUAUGAACCUAUUCUCCACUGCCGAAAUGAUCGAUUCUAACAUGUCUAAUGGUCAAUCAGUAACCGUGUUUGCUUCGGUAGACGAUGCGCAUGAUCUUGGUGUAGUGUCGUGUGAUUUUUCAAUCUCGCAAGAAGUAACAGGUAGUGAGUCAUUUACCAAAGUUUAUCAAUUGGUUACUUGCGGCAAUGAUCACAAUGUAAAACUUUGGGAAGUCAUGGUGAUUCAAGAAAAAGUCGAAACCCAGCCAAAUUCUGCCACUAUAAAUCUUUACAGGGUAAUGGAAAAGCACAGCAGUGCCUUAACUUGCGUAAGAUUUAGCUCCAACGGAUUAUACAUUGCUAGUAGUGGUCUUGAUAAAACAGCAAUAAUUUGGGAAACGAGUACAGGAAAAAUAUGUAACGUCUUAGCGAGACACAACAGAUACGUCGCGUGUUGCGCUUUCUCGAGAGAUGGAAAUCUUCUGGCGACUGGUUCUAACGAUAAGUCGGUUAUUGUGUGGGAUCUAACAGGACACCUAACUAUCGAUUCUGAACUUAUACGACAUGGUGCUCCUAAGUUAUUAUUAAAUGAACGCGGAAAGAAUGCUAUGCACGAGCAUGAUGUAUUACAAAACGCGGAAUCGUCUAGAAACGAAGUGAAGUUAAUUCAGAGGAUGGACGAUCAUGGUGGAGCGGUCAAUGGCGUUGCUUUUUAUGGGAAUGAUUUGAUAGCUUCUGGUUCAGGAGAUAAAUUGGUACGUAUAUGGGCUAUUGAAAAAACUGAGGAAGACGAGGAAGAUAUAAAAUUCCAAGAGAAAUCUUACAGUCCUUUGGACGGCCAUAAGUAUAGCGUGAAUCACGUUGAAUUUAGUCCUUGCGGUACGAUGCUUGCUUCGUGUUCAUUGGAUGGUACCACAAUAGUUUGGAAUACCGAAAACGGUGGACAUGCAAGAGGAUCGUUCGUUAAUUCUGGUUCAGGACUUCGCGUAUGUCGUUGGUCUCCGGAUGGUACCAAAAUAGCAACUGCUGGAGACGAUGAAAAAACGACAUUAUGGGACAUGGAUAAUAUGGAACAUUUACAAAUUUUCGAAGGACAUGCUGAUGCGAUUACAUCUAUAGCGUUUACCCACGACUCGCGUUAUUUGGUAACAGCUUGUAACGAGGGUACAUGGAGAUUGUUCGAUAUUCUUAACGAAAAAACAGAAUUAGCCUUAUUGGUUUGCGACGAAGCACAUGACUUGGGUGUACAAGGAUGCGACUUUAGUCCAACUGGUUCUAUAGGAGCUACAAGAGGUGACUCCAAUUUAAAUAACGACAAACAGACAUAUCUAUUAGCGACAUGUGGAAACGAUUCUCUCGUUAAAUUAUGGCAAUUAACCAUUUUUAAUGAGGAAGAUGAUUCCGCAAAUGGUAUUGGAAAGAGCGACUGUAAUAUUAGCUUCAAAGAAAAAAGAACGUUGGCCGGUCAUGGUGGUAACGUCAUGGACGUACGUUUCUCUCCGAUUCAUGGAGAAAUUUUAGGAAGUGUUGCUACCGACAGGACAGCACGUAUAUGGAGCGUCUUUUCCGGAGCUUGUUUGUACGUUCUCGAAGAUCACGAAAGUCUUGUAACGUCAUGCGCAUUCUCCGAAGAUACAUCUUUAUUCGUUACAGGCGCAUUAGACAAGACCGUUCUAGUUUGGAGGAUACCUCAUCAAUUGGUGUCUCAAAGUAUAUUGAUCGAUAGUUUGAAACAAAAUAGAAAGAAGUUGGCCGAUUGGAGAGUCGACGAUACUUUGAAAUGGUUGAAUGAAAUAGGAUUAUCGAAAUUAAUGAAGAAAGUUCAUACGUGUAAAUUAACUGGACGACAAUUGUUGAAUAUUCCGGUCUAUGAAUUAUUAAAUAAACUCGAUCUUGAGAACGACGAGGAGACGGCCGAAAUAUUCAAGAGACAGUUGUAUUGGUUAAAAAAAGAGGACGCUAAUGCGAUGGAGAUUUCGGAUGAAACGGAAAUACCCCAUGAAUUUUUGUGUCCUAUAACACACGAGAUAAUGAAAGAACCGGUUCAAUGUUCAGAUGGAUUUACGUACGAGAGAGCAGCCAUAAACGAAUGGUUUUUGUGCGGGAAAUAUACAAGUCCGAUGACGAAUGAACCAUUACACGAUACUACUUUUACAUCAAAUAUUAAUCUGAGAAAUGCAAUAUGUACGCUUCUUCAUGGUAACGAACCAGAAUAAUAUAUUUUUAAGAUAGA